AUUUUCGUUUCACACGCACGUGUAUUUUCUUUAUAAAUAAUGAGUAAAGUUUACGAUAUAAGGUAGUGAAGACGUAAAGCAUGGGUAAAGAGUCGCCGUGCGGCGUGUGCGGGGAGACGGAGACGCGGCUGGUGGACGGGUUCUACUACUGCGCGGAGUGCGGCACGCAGGACAUCAACCUGCAGGAGACGGUGGUGGAGCACACGCUGCGCGCCGACGGCACGGCGCUCGUGGCGCGCCGCUCGCGCUACCGACUCAACAUCGAUGACGGCGUCGAAAUGAGCAUGGAGUGGUACAAGUGGCACAAGUACAACUUCCUGCUGGCGGGGCUGACGGAGCAGCUCAUCGAGCUGGGCGCCGCCCCGAGUCUGCGCAUGAAGGUGCUCUGGAUCUGGAGCCGCUACAUCAAGAUGUUCCAGAAGAAGGAAGAGAUGGGUCCUGCGCCCGUGCUGUCACAGCUGAACGUGAGCUCCUCCUCCAGCGAGGACGAGGCGGAGCAGGAGCCGGCGGACGCGGCGCCGCGCAAGGGCAAGCGCCUGGACCGCGUCACCUGCUACCUGCUGGUGGCCAUCCUGGGGCUGGCGCUCAACGUGGACCGCAGCGCCAUCCUGGAGUCUCGCUUCACGCGGCUGCUGCGCUGGCGGCUGGUGCCGGUGGCGGACAUCUUCCGCCACGUGCCGGCCGAGAUCCUCCGCAAGACGCGCCAGCACCGGCGCCUCUUCGCCGCCUCCAGCAUGCUCACCGGCUUCAGCCUCGCCCCCUACCUCAUGUGUCGCGUGUCGAAGCUGCUGGAGCUGGGCGGGCCGCUGACGCCCGACCUGGACGCCAUCGUGCACUCGCAGCUGCGCGAGCUGCGGCUGCCGCGCGCGCUCUCCCAGCUCGUGCGCGCGCUCAUGCACGCGGCGCCCGUGCCCUUCGCCACGCGCAGGAAGGAGCGCUUCGACAAGCAGCAGGGCGAGCGUUUCCCGGAGUACGAGACGACGGUGAUGGCGUACGUGAUGGUCGCGCUCAAGAUGUGCUUCGGGCUCGACGACGCCCGCGAGAGGGCGCUGUCCGCCGCCGUCGACGCUAUCAACGAGGAAGCCGGCCACCCUCGCGCGUACACGUCAGACCCGGAGCCGACCGGUCGCCUGUUCAGCUUCCGCGAGUGGGCGGCGCACUUACAGCUGCGCGCUCUGCUGACCGCCGCACACUGCGCGCCGCUCGCCUGGAGCCGCGCCGAGCCCGCGCAGGACCUCGCCAGCCUCGAGCAGUUCCGGGACCACACCGUCGACCACGCCGCCGACCCCCACAAGAGUAUAAAGAAGGGCAGCAAGGCGCGGCUGACGGACCAGGUGACGAUGGAGAUCCUGGACCGCAUCCCGCAGCGGAGCGCGGCGCGCGUGCUCUCGCGGCGGACGCUCGCGCCCGCGCUGGCCGCGCGCGAGCCCGCCGCCGCCGUCGCGCGCGCCGUCAUGGACCUGCUGCCGCCCGAGCAGAGCCGGCUCCUCGACGAGGACUUCACGCACUACUCCCUGGACUACGCCUUCAAGCACCUCGCGCUGCCCGCCGCCCGAGCCGACUCCGAGCUGUUCCGCGGCGUCCGCCCGCGCGACGCCGGCGGCGAGACCUUCGGCUCCGACGUGUACUACAGCCUCGCCGACGCCGCCCCCGUCUUCAUCAAGAACUGCUCCAACGAGCACUGGGCCGAGGCGCCGCGCGCGCGGCUCUCCCGCGAGCUCGACGAACACGCCGAACGAGACUCCCGAGAGAGUUUAGAGGAACGACGAUUAGAAACAUUCCUAGAGGAGGACGACGGCUGCAAUAUUUUCGACGACGACUUCUCCGAUAUUCCGAUUAAAGACGAGAAAAUGGAUCCGAACGUCGGCGACGCGCCGGAAGAUGUAGGUUUGGGCGACGAGCUGGACGACUGGGCCCUCCCGGCCGUCGAGCGCUCGCGGCGCUCGCGGGACACGUUCGACAGCGACGACGAGCCCGAGCCGCAGUUCGACCCGCGCGCCUUCGACCGCCGGGAGGUCAUCAAGGAGCUCCUGCGCGGCGCCUACGAGAGGUGCCACCUCACGCAGGUGCCCGUGCGCUUCCUCUCCCACGGCGAGAAGACCAGAACCAAGGCCGACCGCGCCCCCGCCGACGUCCCGCUGCGCGAGUUCACGCGCGGCGUCGGCUCCGAGCACUGGGACAACAAGCUCCGCGCGCGCGCGCGCACGCAGCGCGUCGAGGAGCUGCUCGCCGACUACCGCCGCCACCUGCGCGGCGACGCGCUGCACCAGCUCGAGCGCUCCGUGCGCGCCUUCACCGCCGCCGCCGACGCCGACGCCGUCCUCGAGCCCGACCUCACGCUACACGAAUCUGCGCUCCCCGAGGCGGCGGACGUAGACGACUCUGGAGACGUGGAGCUACUCGAAAAUGAAACCAAAAAGGAUGAGGACGACGAGGACUCGUGCGAGGACCGAGCCUACGACCCCGUUCUCAAAAGCGGCGCCGACUUCGAUGAAAAAACGCACGACGUCGACCGGCUGUUCGUGAGGCUGAAGUCGCCGGCGCCGGAAUCGGAAGAACCCGGCAUCGAGGUCGACGACGGCCUCGCCGCCAUCGUCGACCGAGCGAUCGGGAAGAGGACGAUAAAAACGCCGAAGAAAAUAGAAACAAAAGUCAUCGAGACCGACGUCGACCACCUGGUGGACGAUCCGGAGCGCGUCACCGAAUUCAAUUACUGGUUCCUGAAGUUCGACAAACAUUUCCAGACGGCGGCCGGGAUGCCGGUGCGCCGCAUGGAGCGCGCGCUGGAGGCGGCGUCGCCGCGCGGCUUCUGGCGCGUGCUGAAGGAGGCGGCCGCCGCGCUCGCCGCGCCGCCGCUGCGCCUCGCGCGCCGCCUCGCCGACGUCGAGCACCGCCUGCUGCGGCUGCUGGCGACCAUCCGCAGGACCACGAGGGGAGGCGAGCCGGGGAGACCUCGCAAAAACCACGAACGUCCGGAACGGACAAACCGGUACUCUAAAAGAAAACGGGGGAGACCUCGCAAAGAGAGGCGUCUGGAAGAAAGCGACUCGCCCUCGAACUCGGAUAGACGCCGCGAAACCUUCGAAGAUGUCGGCGCCUCCGGGAACCGGGACCGUUCAGAUAUUAACGACUCGCAGGAAUGUAAUCCGGAAAGACUCUGCGAAGAUUUAGAAGAUUCUAGCGCCUCGCAGAAUAAACUAAGAGAGCGAAAAAAGCCCCGCAAAACCAUGGAUUCUUCCUCGGAAGACGGCGAACCCCGGCGUUCGAGAUGGGGAAGAUCCGGAACACGGCGGAGACCGGAAACGACCGGCGACGACUCGGAAGAUUCGAGCGGCUCCGGAGGUCGGGAACGGCCGAGGACACGAGGGAGACCGCGUCAAACUAGACAACAAUAUAUUUCAGGUAAGAGCUCGGAAAGUGAAACGUCCCGCAAACGCUUGGAGAAUUUCAGUUCCUCGAAGAAUAGGGGUGAAUCAGAGAAAAUAAGAAUAUCGCGUGAACCUUCGGAUGACAGCUCAGAACAUAGCGACUCGCAGGACAGCAGAACAGAUAAACCUAAGAAACGCUUAGAGCGUGCGCGGAAUAUGGAGCGACUAAGUAAACGGGAGAAAUGUGACCCCGCCCACGAAACCGCGAGAAAGAAUCUUUCAGACACUAGUGAUUCGCAAAAUUGUAAUCCGGGAAGAUUCUGCGUCCGUUCAGAAAAUUCUAGCACCUCCCAUAAUAAUCCAGGAAAACGAGAAAACUCCUCUUUAGAAGACAGCCUCUGCCAGUAUUCGAGAUCAAAAAGACGCAGAAUACUCUCAGAAGAUAGCGACUCGGACGAAUCGGGAUCAGAAAGAUCCAAAAAAGACGUAGUAGCAUCGAGCUCGAGCGCCUCGCGGGGUCGGGGCCGCGACCGGCCGAGACAAGCGCACGAAAGUGGUCAAGAAGACGACCGCACUUCGCAGAAUCAGGAACAACUUCCGCGUUCAUAUGCGGACGAAGACUCUCUAGAACUAAGCAGAAGUAGAAAAGUUCCGGAAAGAGCCAGCAUAAGUUUAAGCUCUAGUCAUAUAGAAGAUGGCAGUACAUUUUUAGAAUCGACACGUACAGUUGAGAACGCUUCACAGAAGCUGGAGCAACCGAAAAAAAGAGGAAGGCCUCGCAAAUACGUGGACCGUGAAUCUUCAGGCAAGAAGUUACAGACACCAGACCAACCUAGGAAAUGGGGACGACCGCGAAAAUGUGUGGAUGUAACGUCUCCAGGCAAGGAGUUACAAACUCCGGAACAACCUAGGAAACGAGGAAGACCGCGAAAAUACGUGGAUGGGAAACCUCCAAAAGGAAAGGCUCAGAGUCCUGACCAGCCUAGGCAUGAAAUUGUAUUAUCGGACAAAAGUAUUUCAAAUGAUAAAGACGUUAACAAAUUGGAACCAGAAAAUAAGGACUUAGAAGAGUCGAGAUCCUUGAGGAAUCAGGACCAACCAAGGAAACACGAAAAGCCCCUUAAAUCCUUGGGUGAAAGCCAUUUAGAAGACAGUGACAGUUCGGGUCAAGAAGAUGAUAACACUUCACGGAAUACGGAACAACUUCCGCGUUCAUAUGAGGAAGAAAAUUCUCCAGAACAAGGCUCCUCACACGAGAAACCCUCGGUAAGAUCCAGCAUACGUUUAAGCUCAAGUCAUAUAGAAGAUGACUGCACAGGUUUAGACUCGACACAAAUAGAUAAAAGCGCUUCACAAAAGCAGGAGCAACCGAAAAAAACAGGAAAACCCCGUAAAUAUAUGGACGGGAAGUCUCCAGGCAAAAAGUUACAAACUCCGGAACAGCCUAGGAAACGCGGUAGACCACGCAAAUAUGCAUUUCAACAUCCAGACGAACCUCGGAAACGAGGCAGACCGCGCAAAUACUUCGACAAAGACCUGCAAAAGGAGGCGCUGUCCGGUGCUGCAAAUUCUCACAAAGAAAGCAUGUCAGAAAAGAUAACUGUUGACAGAGAAUGCAUAUAUUCAAGCGUAUAUUCAGACUCGAGUUGUGAAGAAGAUGAAAGAGCUUCGGACAACCAGGACCAAUCGAAGAGACGGGGAAGAUCUCGCGAAUACGUUGACGACACUCAUGAAUCCGACACACACUCUGACACGAAUCAGGAGCAACAAAUUCGCCGUAAAUCCUUGCACAAGAAUCAUUCCUAUCGCAUAGAGAGCAAAGAUAUGGACGUUGCUAAUACCUCGCAGGACGAGAGCACACAGAGUCCAGAUCAACUUAUUAACGAAAAACUAGAUAAAUCCACGGACGAAAGCCUUUCAGAAGAUAGCGACUCUGAGAAAAUGGGACCAGAAAACAAGGAUUUACAAUACUCGAGCUCCAUGCGGAAUCAGGACAAACCAAGAAAACGCGAAAAGCCCCUUAAAUCCUCCGAUGAAAGUCUUUCAGACGAUAGUCACACUUCGGGUCAAGAAGACGAUAGCAUUUCUCAGAAUCAGAAACAACUUCCGCGUUCAUGUGUAGACGAAGACCCUCCAGAACAAUGCUCCUCACACGAGAAAACUCCGGGAAGAUCCAGCACGUGUUUGGACUCGACACGUACAGACGAGAACGCUUCACAGAAGCUGGAGCAACCGAGAAAAAGAGGAAGACCCCGUAAAUAUAUGGACGGGAAGUCUCCAGGCAACAAGUUACAGACUCCGGAACAGUCUAGGAAACGCGGUAGACCACGCAAAUAUGCAUUUCAACAUUCGGACGAGCCUCGGAAACGAGGCAGACCGCGCAAAUACUUCGACAAAAACCUGCAAAAGGAGGUGUCCGGUGCUGCAAAUUCUCACAAAGAAAGCAUGUCAGAAAAGAUAAUGGUUGAAAGAGAAAGCAUGUAUUCAAGCGUAUAUACGGGUUCGGACUCGAGUUGUGACAACUCGGACAACCACGACCAAUCGGAGAGACGGGGAAGACCUCCCGAAUACGUUGACAACUCUCAUGAAUCCCACACACACUCUGACGUGAAUCAGGAGCAACAAAUUCACCGUAAAUCCUUGCACAAGAAUCAUUCCUAUCGCAUAGAGAGCAAAGACAUGGAAGGUGCUAAUACCUCGCAGGACGAACUGAAGGAACUAGGAAGUCUCCGCAUAUUGGUGGAUGAGAACGACUCGGGUACUAGCGACUCCGAAUCGUUCCCUCAAGAAUGCCCAAGAAAACGAGGUAGACCUCUUAAAUACGUAGAUGGAAACCGUCCACAGCCUAAUCACGAUCCACCAAGAAAACGGGGAAGACCGCGUAAAUCUUUGGAUAUAAAUCUUUCUGAAGAGUAUGGCUCGCCGAAACAGGAGCAACGUGACCAACCUAAGAAACAGGGAAGAUUCCGUACAUCCUUGGACGCACAUUUUACAGUAGACAGGGACUCACUAAAUCCCGGCCCACCGAGAAAACGAGGGAGACCGCGUAAAUCAUUCGACAUCAAUCUUUCAGGAGACAGGGACUCACCGAAACUGGACCAACCUCUGAAGCGAGGAAGACCACGCAAAUCCAUGGACGGGAAUGAUAGAGCACGUAGCGACUCGCCUGAACAGAACACAUCAAGAAAACGAGGAAGACCGCGCAAAUUCAUGGACGCAAAUGUUUCAGUAGAUAGGGACUCGCCGAAUCACGGAAACCCACCAAAAAAACUACGGAGACCGCAUAAAUCCUUGGACAUGCAUCUAUCAGAAGAUAGUGAGUCGCCGAAACAGGACGCCGCUAAGAAACGGGGAAGACCACGCAAAUCCAUGGACAAUAAUAUUACUGAACAGGUUGGCAGUGGCUCGCCGGAACAGCACCCGCCGAAAAAACGAGGAAGACCGCGCAAAUCCAUAGAUGGAAAUGUUUCUGAAGGCAGCGACUCGAAACAGCACCAGCCUAGGAAACCGGGCAGACCACCCAAACGCUUCCACGAGAACCUGCCAGACACAAGUUCCUCGCAGAGUACCUCAGAUAAAUCUACAACAUCAUCAGACUCGAAUCAUAUCGAAAGACCAACAUCCAGCGAAGACAAAAAGGGUGGAAGUGAUUCACAGAGCGGAAAGUGUUCAAAAAAUGAAUCCGAGGAUGUCGUAUGCGAAGCAAAAACCAUCUUGCAAGAGAAGAAACCGGAACAGUCAAAUUCCAGUAAAGACUCCGAAGACGCAAGUGUUUUAAAAUCACAGGAGCAACCAAGAAUGGAAUCCGUGGAAGAUAAUGAAACUAAUAACUCGCAAGAAAAGAAACCAAACAGACCGAAACCCAGCAAAAACAUAAAGAACAAGGAACAUCCAAGCAAAGAAGGAAAACCUCGUAAAUUCAUGGAUUCCCCGGAGAUAAGCGUACUGUACAAGAAACCAAUAAGACCUAGCGCAUACUUGGGCUGGAGACCUCUAGGAAACGCGAGCACUCCGCAGCACACGCCCAACCAGCGCCGGUUCAGCUCGUACGGCGACAGGAGUCUCGCGGACCUGAGCGCCAUCCAGGGCGCCGCAGCUGAUGCAAGCUUGCUGCAGAACAAAACGGUAGACUACUCGGAAACUAAAGUCAUUAAUUUCGAUCAGUUCUGAUGAUAAUGACUACAUCAGGAACCUUUUACUCCUACGGGGUCUCGAAAGCCGAAGACAUGGUUGGUGUACUGUAUAUAAUUCGCGAAAUAUGGUGUUCACGCCCUCUGUUACGAAUUUUAUUAUUCCAAAUUAUUAUUCCAAAUUCCGUUAAAUUAUUAUUCCAAAUACGUAUAGUAAGGACAUGUAAAAUAUAUUUUAUCAAUAAAUGAUCGUAUCGUAUCGUAUCGUAAGUAGUGUUACCUUCGUAUUUCAUAUUAAAUAAUUCAUUUCUAGAUAAUGUCUUGAAUGAAACGUACAAUGCGACAGAAAAAUGUAGAGAAUUGGGGAGGGCGCCACUGAGCUUCAACAGGCAAAAUUUAUUACACCACCUAAACGAUAUUGAUACUUGCGUAAUUACUCAUAACUAUGUAUUAAUUUUGUAUCAAGCAAAAACGUCUGCGAAGGAAAAUAACCAUUUUAUAAUUGAAAUAAAAAUGAGAAGAUAAUAAUUAUGUAGAAUAUACUGGGAUAUUAAAUUAUAAAGAAUUGCACGUCCGUUGAGAUGUGAUUUCGUUUGACAUAAUAUUAAAUAUGAAUUCCUUAACCUACCCACGACUUCACUGGCCGGCGAUCAGCUGUGAUACACGCUUGAGGCAGGUACUCAGUCAUAUACAUACAAUAUCACAUUCAUUUGUAAAACGUCUAAAAGUAUUGGUUGCGCUAUAGAAUAUGUCAGUAUACGGUCGACUACAAAGAGAUGUAUACAUUUUUUCACCUUAUUGCAUUGUAAUAAGGUGAAAAAAUGGAUACAUCUCUUUGUAGUCGACUGUAUCACGACAAUGUAACAGUUAUUUUCAGUUUAAAUAAGGGUAAAAUACACAGAAAUUAUCAAUAAUAAGCGUAUCUGUAGCUUUAUUUACGUAUAAAAAGCUAUAUUAUAUGUAACACAUACCAGUCAAUUCAGCCGUUCGUUUGUGAACAUCGCCUGAAAUUGGCAAUAGUUUCCAGCCGGCGUAUUAUGCUUCCAAUUUUAUCACUUAUCGACGUGGAUAAGACAUCUGUCACUCUCACACUGACAUAUUCGCCAAAGCGUGACAGAUGUCUUAUCCUCCUGGAUAAGUGAUAAAAUUGGAAGCAUGAUACACCGGCAGCGUAAGAUUCGCUCAAACACCUAAAUAAUAUACACAUUGUUUAAAACUUUCCGGGCAUCUAUACGUAUGGUUUUGUUCAUUCUGUUUAUAUGAAAACUAUUAUCUUUGAGCAAAACACACGUACCAGAAAUUUUGUAAAACAAAAUUCGUUUAAGAGGCAAAAAUCAAAUGUUUAGACAUAAUAAUAUUGUUUGACAAGACAAUUGGUGUUGCUACACAUAGUUCUGUUUUAGUUCCACUUUACUGCGUUCACUAUACUUAGUAUUCUGUCGCACUUGUAAGGGGCCCACAGCCUAUAAGUUCGGCGGACGGCCACGGUCCGUUAGAAUUAGAACUAAAAAGUAACCGUGCCCGUGCCGAAGAACUGAAAAGCCGUUGCCGUCUGACUGAGUGAGUGGUUCUUUUUACUAUUGGACUUUUGUGUAAUAUACUGGAUACUGGCUUCAGAAUAUCUAUUUGUUACCUAACAUGUAAAGUAGUCGUAUCACUCGUAUCGUAUUGUUAAGUGGUUAUUACUUAUUACGUAAGUAAAGAAUAUUUAUUGAAUCUUUGUUUUAUAUUAAGAUUCCAACAUUAAGCAACUGUCGUGCUAGUGACACUUUCAUUGUAUAAUUACGAGAAAGCUCCCAAGUUGGCCAAGUUUAACAACUUGGAAAAAUACAUCGAAGGAAGUAUAGGUAUCUACUUAAUUUUAACAACUGUUGAUUAUAUUUUGAUAAUAGAGCCAAAACUUGAAUUUAAUGCUUGUAGUAGCUAUACGUGGAAAAAACCGUUUAAUUACUAAAAUUUGGUCAGUUUCGAGUGAUUGUUGAGAUUUCUCCACAAAAAGUCACCAAGGUACAUCUAAAUUAUAUGUUAUUUAUUAGAUCACAAAUCACAGUAGCCAUGUUAAAGCAAGUAAUAAGGAGAAAAUACGUACGUCGCACUGAAAAAGUAGUAAAUUCAUGAGCGGUAUAAGGCCUCUUAAACUGAUUUGUUGAAGAUGGCAAAAAAUAAAGAGUAGAAAUUAAAAAGUGGCAACAUUGAAGAGUCGUCCUAUUUAUGUCCCAUUAUGGGGAAAACGACGACACCAAGAUAAGUUCAAUGUUGCCACUUUUUAAUGUAUACUCUUUUUUUUUUGCCAGACUAGGUAUCUACAUAGUGCACCUACUUCCUCGUACUUUUGCCGUGAAAAUUAAAUUUAAAUUUCGAAGUCUCUUAUUCGUUCCUCAUAGUGACAUUAUCAAUUGUGACAUUGCAGACACGUCAAUUGGUCGUGUACUGUUUAGCUGUUUGUCGUAAAAUAGUGGUAAUGUUGCGAAAUUCCUUGUCGCUGUUAAGUGGGCCGGCGCGCGCGCCGAGCCGCACGGUGGUGCCGGCGCGCAAGUGGAACCAGUGCACCAUGUGCAUCAGCCUGCCGCCGCGCAACCCGCACUCGCUCGGAGAGUCGAUAAUGCACGGCGGGUUCAUGAUGGUGGUUUGGAUCGCGCCCUUGCUCAUCCUCAUGUCUCAGAUCAAGGUCUGGAGGCGCAAAUAUGGUUCAAACUAGACUAAAGGUGUUAUUUAUAUUUGUGUCAAAAAAUAA
Leguminivora glycinivorella is the source of this 10232-nucleotide messenger RNA. RefSeq lists its product as uncharacterized. Bases 81 to 7538 code for a protein of 2485 amino acids. The record is from RefSeq and is a predicted model, not a curated record. Gene Ontology annotation, molecular function: RNA polymerase I core promoter sequence-specific DNA binding. Gene Ontology annotation, biological process: nucleolar large rRNA transcription by RNA polymerase I; RNA polymerase I preinitiation complex assembly. NCBI's taxonomy places the organism in Eukaryota, Metazoa, Arthropoda, Insecta, Lepidoptera, Tortricidae. The transcript is spliced from 9 exons. Gene Ontology annotation, cellular component: RNA polymerase I core factor complex; RNA polymerase transcription factor SL1 complex.